AUGGAUUGGGCAAACUACUCGUCGCCUUCGCGCCUCGAUGCCUUUGUUGAUGAAUUGGUUGAUGUCUGGCACAUCCAUCGCACUCCAAUUCUCUUCACCGUGUUUUUCAUUCUUAUCGCCGUUCGCCUCUACUUUCAACUCAAUGGGCAGAAAACAGAACUUAUUGCGCUCAAGAAAGUCUACGAGAAACCCGUCGAGCCCGCCAAGCCAAAGGUGGUAGUCGAGGAAAAGACCCCCACCAUCGAACCGAUCGAAGAGAAAAAGAAUGUCAAAUCUCAAGGACCACGAAGAAUCAAGGGUGGUCUGGCAAGGAAACCUUCAAAGAACAAGGAGGAAGUAAAUGAUAUUACUCGACCUGUCUUGCCUGUAGUGUUUUUCUCGUCCAUCACAACCAAAACUGCCAAAAUAGCGGAGGCAUACACGGAGGACCUCGGAGGAAAACUAGACGAGGUGUCCAAGCAGUCAGGUCGCCAGUUUCUCAAGCCUGAACUUCGAGACCUUACCGAGAUCGACUUCGAUGAUUAUUUCCUCACCCCUUACAAGGCGCAGGGCGAUGCCGACGUAUUCUACCUCUUCCUGAUCCCCAGUUACAACAUCGAUACCAUCAACGACACUUUCCUCGAGCAUCUCCAAGAGACACAUCAUGACUUCCGAAUUGACACGGCGCCUAUAUCUGGAAUCCUCGGCUACUCUGUGUUCGGAUUUGGUGAUACCGAGAAUUGGCCCACCGAGGCAGAUGGUUUCUGCUUCCAGGCCAAGGAAAUCGACAAGUGGAUGGCUAAACUUACUGCUCGCAAGAGAGGUUAUCCGGUUGGAAUGGGCGAUAUGAAGGGCGAUCAUGAAGAACGUCUCCGCGAAUGGACCAAGGGAGUUGAGGAGGUUAUCGAACAUGUUGCCCGCACUGGAAAUCUGGGCGAAGGACUUCCCGGUAGUGGAGCUGCAGAGGAAAGCGAUAUUGAAGAAAUCUCCGAAGACGAAGACGACGGCGAAGUUAUCUUUGAGGAUGAAGAGCCCAAGAAAAAGACCAAGAGUUCAAGUCUUGACGAUGUCGAAGACCUCGGACGCAUGAUUCGAAAGGAUGACGGUUCCACCGUUCAAAAAGCACCACUCGCUGUUGACUUCACUACCUACGGCUCCUCCACAAAGAAAUCUGUUCCUCAGGGACCAAAGGAAAUGGUCGCCAAGGAAUCGCCUACAUACAAAGCUCUCACCAAACAAGGUUAUGCUAUUGUCGGGUCUCACUCCGGAGUCAAGACAUGUCGAUGGACAAAGUCUGCCCUUCGCGGAAGGGGUUCAUGUUAUAAAUUCAGCUUCUACGGAAUCAAGAGCCAUCUGUGCAUGGAAACCACCCCUUCUCUAUCCUGCUCGAACAAGUGCGUCUUCUGCUGGCGCCACGGCACAAAUCCCGUCGGAACAACAUGGCGAUGGGUUGUCGAUCCUCCUGAGUUGAUCUUUGAAGGAGUUAAAAAGAACCAUUACCAAAAGAUCAAGAUGCUGCGCGGUAUGCCUGGUGUACGCGCUGAGCGAUUCGCCGAGGCCAUGCAGAUUAGGCACUGCGCCUUAUCACUCGUCGGAGAACCUAUCUUCUAUCCUUAUAUCAACGAGUUCCUCGGCAUGCUGCAUGCGGAGCGCAUUUCUUCCUUCCUGGUUUGCAAUGCCCAGCACCCCGAACAGCUGGCUGCUCUCAAGGCCGUUACUCAACUCUAUGUAUCUAUCGAUGCAGCUGACAAGGAGUCACUCAGGAGGAUCGACAGACCUCUUCACCGAGACUUCUGGGAACGAUUCAACCGCUGUCUCGAUAUCCUCCGCGAGAAGCGCUUCCGCCACCGAACUGUCUUCCGUUUGACACUCGUUAAGGGUUUCAACGUGGAAGAGGAAGCUGAAGGAUACGCAAAACUCGUGGAGCAGGGUCUGCCUUGCUUCGUCGAGGUCAAGGGUGUCACAUACUGCGGUACAUCGACAUCUUCCAAUGCCGGUUUGAGCAUGUCCAACGUCCCCUUCUACUGGGAAGUCUGCGACUUUGUCAAGGCGCUUGAGAAGAGGUUGAAGGAGAAGGGUCUUAAGUACGGCAUUGCUGCCGAGCACGCACACAGCUGCUGUAUCCUCUUGGCUAGUGAGAGGUUCUAUGUCGAUGGCAAGUGGCACACUUUGAUCGAUUACAAGAGAUACUUUGAGCUGCUGGAGGAGCACCCAGAUGGAGACUUUACGCCAGAGUCAUACAUGGGAGAAGCUACGCCGGAGUGGGCUUUGUGGGGGAACGGUGGAUUCAACCCGGAGGACGAAAGAGUAGACAGAAAGGGGCGCAAGAUUGAAGCGUCAUAG
Messenger RNA from Fusarium sp. VM40, 2322 nucleotides. NCBI's taxonomy places the organism in Eukaryota, Fungi, Ascomycota, Sordariomycetes, Hypocreales, Nectriaceae. The record is from the annotation of a GenBank genome assembly.